Messenger RNA from Pectinophora gossypiella (pink bollworm), 1868 nucleotides. RefSeq names its product facilitated trehalose transporter Tret1-like. The record is from RefSeq and is a predicted model, not a curated record. Gene Ontology annotation, biological process: transmembrane transport. The coding region runs from base 271 to 1821 and encodes 516 amino acids. NCBI's taxonomy places the organism in Eukaryota, Metazoa, Arthropoda, Insecta, Lepidoptera, Gelechiidae. The transcript is spliced from 8 exons. Gene Ontology annotation, cellular component: membrane. Gene Ontology annotation, molecular function: transmembrane transporter activity.
UGUCAGUCGCUUGCGCAGUGUGGCUGAGUUAAUUCUCUCUGCACUAUACUCAGUCAGCUAGCCCAGCCAGUGCGAGAAAGUCACCUCACCUGGCUCACCUUCAAACAAAUUAAAUUGAAACAAUUUACAUCUACCUCUAUUUAAAAGAAAAUAUAUUUUGCUUAAUAUAAUUAACUAUUUAUUAUUAAUUUAAGAAACUAAUUUAUUUUAUUUUAUUAAAUAAAUUGUUAUUUACUUUUUAAUUUUGUGCACAUUUGUAAACAAAUAAGGAUGGUGCAUAAAUUAAACGUUGAAGAUAUAACUCCAGUUGGCACCAGUCGUCUGAGAUGUGUUCUGUCGCAGGUCAUAGCAUGUAUGUCUCCAAAUUUUCUGCUGUUGGACAUUGGGAUGGCAAUCAGCUUUGCAACCAUCGCGCUGCCGGAUCUACUCAACUCUGAUAAUGAUCUCUUUCUAACUGAAACUCAGGCUUCUUGGUUUGGAAGCCUCUCAUACCUUACACAGCCACUCGGUGCGAUAGUAUCAGGUCCUAUCGUGGACUACUUCGGGAGGAAGAAAGCAAAUUUCUUGGUGAACAUACCUCACCUGAUAGCCUGGACAUUGUUGUACUACGCGUGGAACGUUCCCUCGUUGUUCAUAGCCAAUGCUCUGCUGGGCCUCGGGACAGGAAUCAUGGAGGCACCUAUCAACUCCUAUGUCGGUGAAAUAAGUGAACCUUCAACCCGAGGGGCGCUUUGCACGUUGACCCAGCUGUUCACGUCCAUAGGAGUAUUCGUCAUGUACUUCCUGGGCACUGUGACCACAUGGCGGGUCGCCGCGCUCAGCUGCCUCGUCGCACCCCUCGGCUCCAUGAUCUUAUGUCUUCUGGUCCCAGAAACACCAGUGUGGCUGUUAUCCCGAGGCAAAGAAAAAGAUGCUCUCAAAGCACUAUGCUACCUCCGAGGGUGGACCACGGCUGACCAGGUUCGGGAGGAGUAUGAUGCCCUCCGUGACUACACUAGGAAGCUAGAACUCUGUGUCAUUUGCACCAGUACUCAAGAAACACAAGAGUGUCCUCACAACGAAAUGAACAUGUUCAAAAGGUGGCUACUAAGGUUUAGAUACAUCAUGUUGUGUAAAGAAACCCUAAGGCCGUGGACUCUUAUAAUAAUGUAUUUCACUUUCUACGUGAUGAGCGGCCUGACGCCCAUCCGGCCUAAUAUGGUGAACGUCUGCUCGGCGUUUGGUAUGGCUGAUGACGGGAAAAACAUCGUUUUGAUGGUGGGAAUGAUAACGUUGUUAAUGAGCGUUCUUGUUGUUGGGUUGAUUAAAAUCGUCGGCAAACGGAAACUUGCCAUCACGGCUCUGCUGAGCACCGCUAUCUCAUCUAUGGCACUCAGCAUAUACGCCAGACACAACCUUGACGACUCCGUGUUUACCUAUGACGUCACCACGUUCCCUACAGAGACAAGCUACGUCCCACUAGUCUUAUUCUACUUGAUGGCAGUCUUCACUGGACUGGGAAUACCUUGGGUGCUGCUUGGAGAAGUGUUUCCAUUCCAGAGCCGAGCAUUAGCACAAGGUUUCGCUGCUGCCGGCAACUAUGUCAUAAUGUUCAUCGGAUCAAAAACAUUCAUAAACCUAGAAUCCGCCUUGCAACUGUGGGGCACAUUCGCCGUGUACGCUGCCUUCGGUUUCAUUGGGACAGUGUACUUAUAUUUCUUCCUACCAGAGACUGAAGGGAAAACUCUCCAAGAGAUAGAAUCAUACUACAACGGAGAACUGAGGACAUUCGCUGACGAUCCAGUCAUUAACUAUUUCAAGAGGUUUAAGAAAAAAGUGUAAUUACUUCUUUUUUUUAAUAAAGUGAGACUUACAUAAGUUUAAGACUA